Messenger RNA from Scomber scombrus (Atlantic mackerel), 5074 nucleotides. It is a transcript of the gene ctif, whose product is annotated as CBP80/20-dependent translation initiation factor. The transcript has 14 exons. The record is from RefSeq and is a predicted model, not a curated record. Gene Ontology annotation, biological process: regulation of translational initiation. The coding region runs from base 200 to 2332 and encodes 710 amino acids. Gene Ontology annotation, molecular function: translation activator activity; protein binding; RNA binding. Gene Ontology annotation, cellular component: cytosol. NCBI's taxonomy places the organism in Eukaryota, Metazoa, Chordata, Actinopteri, Scombriformes, Scombridae.
GUCGGAGUCACAACUACACUGCUAACGCUAAUCCUCUUCUUCCUCCUCACCUUUCUUUUUGGGAAACACGCCCAUGACACACGGUCGUGAUCUCAGGAGGUGAUCCCGGGUUCACCAGGAGUCAGAAUCUCACUUCGGGUCACUUUCCUCCUUCCCUUCCCCUCCUCCCCUCCUCCCAUCCAUCACAGCGCUGGUUGCCAUGGAGAACUCGUCAGUGGCAUCUGCAUCGUCUGAGGCCGGGAGCACGCGCUCACAGGAGAUCGAAGAGCUGGAGCGCUUCAUCGACAGCUAUGUGCUGGAGUACCAAGUGCAGGGGCUUCUGGGAGACAAGGCGGACGGAGACUUGGACCUGGACAACGGUGGCAAGGUGCCACAGUGGACAGAGGACUGCAUUGACAAGAAAGAUGGCAGCUGGACAUCUUCACGGGGGAGAGGCUCAUUCAAGCCAGAUGAGUGGGAACACAGCAGCAACGGCAGUACAGGUUCCCGGCCCAGUUCAGGGUCCAGACCAGGUUCUGGCUCCCGCUCUGGCAGCAGGGGUCGAAACAACCAGUUCAAAGGCCCAGCCAAGAACGGGAACAGAGAAGGCUCCUUUGACAUCCUGGGCACAGAUAUAUGGGCCGCUAACACAAUGGACUCAUAUGGAGGUGCAGGUUGGGACGUACAGCCAGAGAAGCUGGACUUCAGCCACUUCCACAGGAAACACUUCAGAGGCACGCCAAAGCACCUGCCACACAUUGACAGAGAGGGGAUGAACAAAAACAAGUUUGAGGAAGAUGACGGCAUAGACAUGAAUGACAUAGAAAGGUUCCUACCACAUCUGCGCUCUGUCUUCCCACCCCUUCCUAAUGAGGCCGAGAUUGCACACACCAAAAAGCUCUUCCGACGCAGGAGGAAUGACAGACGACUGGUUGAUCAGUUCACCCGAGACCAGUUAACCAUACUUCUGCCAACUGGCCCAGGGGGAAGACGGCAAGUCUCAGCCAGGAGACAGCAGCGGCCUCAGGGAGGAGGAGGUGGCGGUGGCAACGGCGGCGGCGGAGGAGGGAAGAACCAGUCUCUGUUGAUACAACAGCAGUCACCAUCACAUCAGAGGGAUCAAACUCAGCCUCCAAACCAACAGCAGCAGACUUUGACAGAAUUAGGAGAUAACAGAAACAAUAGCGCCGGUCGGCCGCCCCGUCAAUAUCAAGGGGGACAUGGGCAGCGCCAAGGAGGACCCCCACAUCACGGAUACAGCCAGAACCGGCGCUGGCACCACAAUCAGAAAGGUCAGGGGCAUGGACAGACAAAUCCUACGUGUGAUAAAGGAUUACCCCCACGAACAACCAAAGACAAAGAGACUGAGAAUGUAAAAGUGGGUAACGAGCAGAUCAACAGACCAACAGAGGAGCCUCAAGACGGCAGCAGUAAAAGUCCCAAUGAGUUGCCCCAAUCAGAGUCAACAUUCAACACGACCGCUUUCCCAGAUCUGACAGUUAUUAAGGAAUCUCCCAACCCACCAGGAAGUGAUAGGGCAAGCGAGGGCCACUCGCAGCAGCCCAAAAUCAGCUUGCUUCAGUCAUCAAAGGAGAGGCUGAGGAGGAGACUAAAGGACAAGGAAGAGGCGCGUGUGCAGGCGGCAGGCUCCGGAUCGCAGAACAUGGACCGGCUGGUGGAUCUCCUUAACAGCAUGAGGAGCAACAGCAGCGGCGUGGAGCAGCAGCUGGCCUCCUUCAUGGAGGAGGCGCAGUGCUCUGCGCGGUCCGAGGAGACCCUAGCUCAGGUGGUCAGCACAAUCUACUCCAAGGCUGUGUCGGACAGGAGCUUUGCUGCCACAGCCGCCAAGCUCUGCGAAAAAAUGGCGCUGUUCAUGGUGGAGGGGACAAAGUUCAGAUCGCUGCUUCUCAACAUGCUGCAGAGGGACUUUGCACGUCGUGACGAGCUCCAGCAGUCCGACGUGGAGAGGUGGUUAGGAUUCAUCACCUUCCUGUGUGAGGUGUUUGGGACCAUGAGGAGCAGUUCCGGGGAGCCUUUCAGGGUGCUGGUCUGUCCCAUCUACACCUGCCUACGAGAGCUGUUAGAGUCCACAGAUGUGAAGGAGGAUGCAGUCCUCUGCUGUUCUAUGGAGCUGCAGAGUGCGGGCCGUCUCCUGGAAGAGCAGCUUCCAGAGAUGAUGACGGAGCUGCUAGCAGCCGUCAGGGACAAGAUGCUCUGCCCGGCCGAGUCCCAGCUGACCCGCUCGCUCCUCAUGGAGGUCAUCGAGCUGCACGCACACCGCUGGAGCCCCCUGGAGGCUCUCACCACCCAAUACUACAACCGUACCAUCCAAAAGCUUACCACCACUGCCUAGGCACUCCCCUAACUCCCCUGCCUGGGAGGAGAGGAGACAGCCCCGAGGAAAAUUUCUCUUCUAGUUUGCCCGUAACACAAGAAUUUAAUAAUAACAUCACUUUCCUGCCUAAAUACAUACAUGCUUUAAGUUAUUAUUGAAUUUAAUCGCGCAAGUCGAUCAUUUCUCAAAGACGGGCGAUCACGCUAGCCACCAAACGGCCCGAGCCGUCGUGGCAACACUACAUGUGGCGUUCAAACAAUGAAAGCCUACUUGACACAGAUUUGAGAAAACACUAACUAAUAGACGACCGGUAGGGGCGUGCUUGGCCACACAGAGUCCAGCAGCUUGCCUGGCUGUGGCUGCGGAGGGAUAAAGGAGGGGAACAGACAAGAGAUGGGUCACGUAGGGGAGAGGAGGAGAGGGCAGCAGCCUGUCCGUAGGGAAUAGAGAGAUCCGUACCCAAAGAUGAAUGGUGGGGGGAGGAGACGGGUCAGGGUAGUCCGUGUCAGUCUCUUCAUUGUGUUCAUUUGCCCACCACCCUCCCUUCUCUCUGUCUCUCCGUCAGCCCCUGGGGUCUGUGUGGCUGAUAAAAGAGAGAGGAGGAGGAGGCAGGGAGUAGACACGGUGCUGUCUGUCUGGGCCGUCUGCCCCACCGGGCCAGGGACCAGGUCAAAGGGCCUCGCUGUGGGGCUCCCACUGCUCCUCACCGCCAUUGUCUCCCCCGACUUCACCCCCCCCCCCCCAGCAGGAAGCCUUUUUGUGGGGAUGAGACAGCGGGCCUGCUGGGCCAGGCUGGGCUCAGGAUAAAGGAUCAGGCUGGCUAGAGUAGGGUGGCAGAUGGCUGCUUGAGCCCUUGUGCGACGACACACUCCCAACACACACCACUCUAGCACCCCAGCGCCCCGCUCCCCGCGCUCGGCCAGUGUUUGCAAUAGAAACAGUAGAAAUAUUGCAGUGUGGUGGGGGUGCAGCAUUAGAUUUAAUUCUUUUGUUUUUGUCCUACAGGGGAAUGUCUCUUCUCUUCUGUUAAGCCGUGCAUGUCCAUGCUUUGUUAACCACAUCAUUGAUAUUAUUUUUUUAAUCAUUUAUUGUUUUUAUUAUUGUUGUUUCAUUUUGAAGUCUCGUUUUUAUGAUAAAAAAUGUACGUAUGAGAUAUUAUAGUGGUAGGCCUUAUUGCACAGGUUUGAUUUGUUUGCACUGUUUUGAGGCGAAUUUGCUUUAAAAAUUCAACAACAACAAAAAAAUUGAAUUUGAAUCAGUGUUUGUGGAUUAAUAUUAAAAAUCUCAGUAGUGAGAGAAGUGGGUUGAGUAUAGUGAGGGAUUUUAGGAUGUUUUAAUGGACUAGUGGCCUUGUCAAUUUUUAUAGGAAGCCCUCUUGUUUCGGGGCCUGUGGCAGCGGAGGACACACUGAGGACUGAACAGUUAUUCACAUCAUUCUGUUGCUGAAGAAAAAAAAAAUACACAUUUGAAGUAGAGAAAAAGGUGAUGUGACAUCAAAAAAAAAAAGAGCAUGGCACACAGAGAAAAGAAAACAGAAGUGCAACGCUUCUUAAAGAUUUUCUCCUAUUCAAGCCAUUCUUUGCAGUGGACAUUUUGCAAGUGUUUAAUAUCGACUGUAUUUGCUUUGUUUUUGAGAAAAAUGACAACUAUUAACCUGUGUAUUUGAAGAUGACAAUGAAAAGAAGAAAAAUCCUAAUUGUAUGACCUCAUAGCUAGUCAUAUGUGACCCUUAUUCCAGCUAACGUGUGUUCUAUGAUAUUGACGUACCAAGCCAAUCAUGUACCAUUUGUAAAUGGGCUCUAUAUAUAAUCUGCAUACAGUAUAAUAAGUAUUUAAAAGCAUUGUGAUCGAGCUGUCGGAGGGGAAUCGUGCAACAGAAACGUUACACAUAGGAAGAUUGUGGUUGUGUGGCUAUCAGGAAUUAGCUCGUUGCUUGGAAGCAGUCACACAUGCACGCACACACACACACACACACGCACACACAAACAUAUGCACAUGCAUACAUAUACUUAGUUUCCCAUUGAAUCUCUGUGGGCAGUUUUAAGUGUUUUUAUAUUAUUUUCUCUGUCUUGCAUCAAGAACUAAGAUCCUGUGUGGUAGAAACACAUCCAAGAAGAUUAGCUAGAUGAGAAGGGUGAUUUCAAACUGAAAAAAAUGUUUUUGCAGGUGCAGCUUAAUCAUCUGUAAAGAGUGCGUCUGCUCAAAAUGUGGUUUGUUUCAUUGGUUUUUAUUUUGUCUUUGUUUAUUUUUGUCUUUUGUUGUCUGUAUUUUAUUUCUAGGGCUCUAUUUAAAUUAUAUUUAGCUCAUUUGUAUAAUUUUCUCUUCUGGUGGGUUUUCAAGACAUCUGAAACAGUGAUACCUAGCUUGCUGGCAAGUGUGUAAGUGUGGUAUUACUGUGUUUUAGUUUAUGAAAAGAAGAAAAAAUUAACCCAUCGGUCAGUUUGCAUUAUGCAAAGAGCGGCCCGCUCUCACAGCAGAUGGGGGCAGGUGGGAUCCGCCCCCUCCCCAUUCGUCUGUGGCACUGGAGCCUCCCCACCCCGCGUGCCCUUAGACCCCUCUGCUCGGGUCACAUGACUCACUUGACAUUUGAAUGAGACGCACCUUCAUUUGCAUAUUCUCAUGAAUAUUGAAAAAAAAAAAAAAAAAAAACGAGGCUCCGGUUGGCGCACAGACAGGCUGUAGAUUCGCAAUAGUGGGUCAUCUGUGAGCUCUUGUUUGUUUUGUUUUUCUAAGCUCCUGAAAAAUAAACUAACAGGAAAA